AUGCCCGGAGGAACCGUGAGAGUAGAGAACUCACCGAUAGAACAAAGAUAUUCCUGUUGGGUCGAAGGGGUCACUUGGAAUAGGUCGCGAGGUUGUCGGGUGGAUGUUGGUGGUGGUGGGACCGUCUUCACGGAGCGGAUCUUGUCGUGCACGCGGUUUGCAAGAAAGAACUUACGAAUCCUCUUCGUUACGGUCGUUGAGAAGCUGCGUACAUCUAGACUCCAUAGAGCGUGGGUGGAGGGCGAAGAACUUGUACACGGAUACGCGCUCGCCUGCGACAGAAGAAUAUACGAAAUGAGGAAACGAUCAUCGUUCGAUCCGCAGGUGGCGGCGUAAAACACGUAUACGAUAUAAUUUACACGAUACGAUAAUCUCUUUACACGACAAUUUGUUUGGUUUUUUUUU
Athalia rosae (coleseed sawfly) is the source of this 405-nucleotide messenger RNA. RefSeq lists its product as uncharacterized. The coding region runs from base 1 to 336 and encodes 111 amino acids. The record is from RefSeq and is a predicted model, not a curated record. NCBI's taxonomy places the organism in Eukaryota, Metazoa, Arthropoda, Insecta, Hymenoptera, Athaliidae. The transcript has 3 exons.